Biomphalaria glabrata is the source of this 6716-nucleotide messenger RNA. Its product is annotated as zinc finger protein 845-like. The coding region runs from base 1821 to 5759 and encodes 1312 amino acids. The transcript has 8 exons. NCBI's taxonomy places the organism in Eukaryota, Metazoa, Mollusca, Gastropoda, Planorbidae. The record is from RefSeq and is a predicted model, not a curated record.
UGUUAUUGUUCUUCACUGGUUAGUACGAGAUUACAGCGAACGUCUUUAAAGAAACCGCAUGGCAGCGGAGGUUUGGACUCAAAGUUUUCCUUCUCCUAGCCAACCAAGGCUAACAAGCCCCUCCUAUCCAAAGCUUACUGGUUUAGGCGCCAGUUGCUCGCCUUUGCCCUGCCGGGCUCAGUAUCUGAACCACACAUGAAGGCCAGGAGUUGGACUGGUUGUCAAAGGCUAUUUGAGAUGUGUGCCAUUGGAAGCAUUUAAUAGGAAAACCAAAGAAUAGGAAAGAUAAAAUACUCUUAUGCAGUAACCACUAUUACAUCUCAGAGCGUAAGUCACCCAUUGGUGACAACAAUAUAAUUCUAAUGAAAUCAAGGAAAGAGAAGUACACAUGUUCAACUUGUGGUAAACAAUAUGUCAAUAAAACAAGUUUAUACCGACAUAGCCUUAGUCAUAUUGAACCCAAACCAUACAAAUGCGUUUUGUGCAAUAAAAGAUUAUCUUCCCCUAACUCCUUACAACCACAUAUGGUUCGACAUGUCGGAUUGGAACAGCAUAAAUGUCUCAUUUGCCAGAGACGAUUUGCUUCCAAAUAUAGCUUAAAAGAGCAUUCCUCUAUUCAUGCAGAUAAAAAAAAAUACAAGUGCCUCCUUUGCAACAAGGGGUUAUCUAAGUUUUACAAUUACAAGCAACAUAAUCUUAUUCAUAUUGAGAGAACUUUAAAUCAUUCUGGAUUAACAGGAGAAGAAAGUUUUGAAUGUCUGGUUUGUAAAAAAGUCUUUAAUAGUCACGUGGCAUUCAAGCGUCACAACCGGAUACAUGGAGAAAAAGCGUUCAAAUGCUUAAUAUGUAGUAGAGAAUUUCAUGAAAAUUGGAAACUUAUAAGGCACGGAAUAAUUCAUGAAAAAAAAACUUACCAGUGCUGUAUUUGUGACAAAGUUUUUUGCAGUCCUUGGGAUUUAAGAUCCCAUAAAUUAAACCAUAUGGAUCUUUUGUCAUCAUUUUUCACAAGAGAAGAUUGCUUUAAAUGUUUUGUUUGCUAUAAAGAUUUUGCCUCGUUAGCUAAUCUAAAACAACAUAAUCUAAUCCAUUCGUACGAAAAACCAGUGAAAUGCAAUGUAUGCAUGAGAGGCUUUGCUCAGAAGUCUUCACUGAAAUAUCACCUAUCGUCUCGGAAAUGUUGUAACAGCUUCAGAAAUUGUACUCUGUGUAAUCAAACAUUUUCAGACUUUCAAAGAUUUGAAAUUCACAUGCGUGGCCAUGUUGGGAAAAAAACAUUUCAAUGUCUCGUGUGCAAUAGACAGUAUUAUCUAUUGGAAACAUUAGAGCGUCAUGUGGGAAAUCACCUUGUGGAUAGUACAUACGUUGUACUGAUGUCAGAAAGAAAAUAACAUCUUUCUAUCCUUCAACAGUUUCACAAUUUUGAGAACUUUUUAUCAAAUAAAUUGCCCUUUUAUUUUAUUAUUUUUUUGCAUUCAGAUUACUCUGCUGUGUAAAUAGCAUUACAAUAAACAUUAUGUUUUAAGAUCUCUUAUAAGAUUGUAUUAUCUUAGUUGAAAAGAGAAGCUUAACAAAGGAAACCGCUCUGGCUGCUUGGUAAACACUUCAAACAGUUGUCAUGAUGGUCCUGAGUUCAAACCCUGCCCACGCUGUCCUGCAGGAGCCUUGGGCUAGAAGAUUAAUGUAGGCCUACUGUGGACCAUUUCCUGCCUGAUGGUGUGGUAGGAGCUUUGGAAUGUCAUCACUACAGUCCCAAGAUUGAGUCCACCCCGCAGCGCCCCGCAGAAGGUCUGGCCUUGAACUUUGGGAUUGUGAGCGGCAAAAUGGAAGAUCAAGCACAAUUGAUGCCUGGUUCGACAGAUGUCUUCUUGUCUGCUGAUGCUAACUAUGAACAUUCAUCUCAUACGCCAGGUGACAUGGAAACAGUGGACACUGGAUGUCUCGUACAAGAGCCUGAUGCAGUUGGAGCAACCGAUAAUGGAUAUAUAUCACAAGUAUUGCAUUCUGUAGAAGUGGAAGUAUUUGGUGAGUUGUCUCAAGACAGCCAGCAACUUUUUUCCACUGAGGCAUUAAAAGUCACAGCUAAAUCAAAGAGCAUGGAUGAGACUGAACAAGAAAAACAAGUUGAAGAGCAGACGGAACACACGAAAAAACAUCCAGAGAGUAUCUCAACACAACAUUUGAAAAGCGAGGAACAUACAGUCAAAGAGACAGAACUUACAAAGCAACUUGGGAAUAUUAUCUCUUCUGAAAACACUGAAAAUAACAUUGACAGUCAUAGUUCCGCGGCUAAGAAAUUUACUUGUCCGGUUUGUGGAAAAAUAUUUUCUCAACUGUACAGGUUAAAACGGCACAGCAUAGUUCAUGCAAGAUCGCGGCCCUUUUGGUGUUCAAUCUGUAACACAGAAUUCCCUGGCAAAUCAGAGUUCGAUGAUCACAGAAAAUAUCACGCUGAAGAGAAACCGUUUGAAUGUUCAGUUUGCAAGGAGCGUUUUCGAUUUCAGCAUCACCUAAACCGACAUGGCUUGGUGCACCUUGAGAAAAAAUCACUUUAUUGUCCCACUUGUAAUAAAGAAUGCAAAACCAGAGAACGGCUAAGGAUUCACAGCCUGAUACAUACAGAUUUUCGUUUCCAGUGCCAUGUCUGCAAAAAAGAAUUUACCGAUCCCUCCUCUUUGAGAAAGCACAGGAAGACGAUUCAUGAAGGAUUAAGACCUUUUGAAUGUCUGGUCUGCCAUAAGAGAUUCAACAGCAGUACUCAUUUAAAGCAACACACAAAUGUUCACAUCAAAGAGGCUGAAAAAGGAACCAAGUCUCAAGAAGUGAGCUCUGCAGAAAUUGCUGACAGGGGACCUUUUUCUGUACAACCGUCAAGAAAAGGGGAUUCAAAUGUCACCGAAAAUUAUAUAACUGAAGUUAAUGAACAAUUCAAUGGUAACAGCAUUCGAGAAAAGUGUCAGCCUCUACCCAUGAAAACAAUUUCCGCUGAAAACUUGGAGCAUAAAGAUUUUAUCGACACUACUGGAGACAAACCGUUCAAAUGUCCAAUUUGUUAUAAAAAAUUUUCUUCCAUAGGGAACUUAAUCAACCACAGCAGUGGCCAUACCCUAGACAAACCUCACAGGUGUUUAAUUUGUGACAAAGGAUUUCCGGACCAGUAUAAAUUAAACAGACACCUCAUAGUCCACACCGACGCAAGGCCUUACCAGUGUUUAGUCUGCGGCAAACAUUUUAAAUUACAAAAGCACCUGAAAAGGCACGACACGAAAGUACAUGGCGACGGGAAGCCAUUCAAAUGUUCUGAUUGCAACGAAGAGUUUAGACAAUUGAGUGGCUUACAAUGGCACAUAGUGAAACAUGCUGAGGAGAGACCGUUUGCUUGUUUGGUUUGCAAUAGAAAGUUUAAAUCCAAGAGAUAUCUCAGAGAACACAAUUUAACUCAUACAGAUCGGCGUUUUAAAUGUGACAUUUGCGAUAAAGUGUACCGCGACCAUUGCGGCUUAAGGAGGCACAAGCGUAUUCAUGCCGGCUUCCGGCCUUUUAAAUGUCGUCUUUGCAAUAAGCAAUUUAGCAGAGGUUCACAUUUAAAACGGCAUGAAUCGACUCAUCUUCGGAAAGGAGAGGAUCUAAAUUCACAAAAGCUGGUAGCUGCGCAAGCGCUGACAAACAUGGAAUGUGAAUCACAGAAUACAAGUGUCUAUGGACAUCAUAAUGCACUACCAAUCACAGAAGGAAACAGUCAAGAAAGCAGUGUUGGUAACCGAUCUCUGAAUGGCAUGCCUAACCCUACUGAUACCACUCAACUAGACAGUGUUGAUACCAGGUAUAUGAAUAAUAAGCUUAGAACAAUUAAUACCAAUCAUUUCGACUGUCGAGGUGUCAGAGAUCUAAAUCACCAACAUGCUCCAAAUGAUUACAAUCAACAAGGCAGUGUUGACAUCAGAGGUCUGAACAGCCAAAUUUACCCAGUAGCUCUAUCUUGCAGUAUUCCUCAACAGAAGAUGUACGAUUGUGCACAUUGCAGCAAAAAGUUUUCGAACCCGAUACUUUUAAAAUUACAUGAUUAUAUUCAUACUGGCCAGAAGCUGUUUAAUUGCUCUAUCUGCAAUAAAGGUUUCAUGAAUAAAAAAAGACUAAAGACACACAGCCUGUACCAUACUGGAGUGAAACAAUUUUCAUGCCUUGUUUGUCAGAAAGGAUUUGUCCUCAAGUCAGAGCUAAGAGUGCACAGCUUAAAACAUAAAGAUCGUGACAACAUAGUCUUUAGGUGCCCUACCUGUAAUAAAGAGUAUUCAACUAGUUCUUCUAUGAAAGUGCACAGCAGGAUUCACGCUAAAGAGAAGUUCUUUGAGUGUCCAGUGUGCAAGAAAACAUUUGUCGCUAAGGAUUCUUUACAACGACACGAGACGACGCAUCUUGAUGAGGAAUCUGUGACUUGUCUUAUCUGUAGUAAAAAAUAUAAAUCCAGAGGUUCCUUGAGACGACACAAUCUGACCCACACUGGAGAGAAACCUUAUGAAUGUCCCGUCUGUAAGAAAAGAUUCUUUGAUCAUACUAGUCUAAAGGAGCACAAAAAUGUACAUCUUGAGGUGAAUCCCUUUACAUGCUCCACAUGUGAUAAAAGAUUUUUAUCCAAAAGAAAACUAGACAUUCACAUUAGGAAUCACACUGGAGACAAACCUUUUGAAUGUCUUGUUUGCCGUAAAAAAUUUGCUUCUACGUUACGCUUGAACUGUCAUAGCCGAGUACACCUCGUAGAGAAGCCCUUCAAAUGUCUCACGUGUGAUAAAGGAUUUAUAAGCAGGGCGGCAUCUCUAAGGCAUAAUAGGAUUCAUACGGAACAGAAAUCCGUUGAAUGUCCCGUUUGCCAGAAAAAAUAUUUCGACCCGAAAGAUUUAAAGCAGCACGAGAUAGUGCAUCAAAAAGAAAAACACUUGAAGUGCCAUUUAUGUCACAGAGAAUUCCCCACAAUCUACCGCUUAAGAAAUCACGCUAAAAUCCAUAUUGGACAGAAACCGUUGCAGUGCCUGGUUUGUAUGAGAAAAUUUUACAGAGUGAAAGAUUACGUUGAACACAGCUCGUCACAUUCUGACAGUAAGCCAUAUCAAUGCCCAAUCUGCCAUAAAGGGUUCAGUAGAAAUGAUCAUUUAGGGCAGCACGCUAAAGUUCACGUGCAAGAAGGCGUGUUGAAGUGUUCGCAGUGUGACAAAGAGUUUUUGUCCAGAAAAAGUUUAGCCUCACACUGCGGCAGUCAUACAAAGGCUCAAAGUCACGAGGGCAAACCCUUCAAGUGCCUGGUAUGCAACAAGCAAUUUGAUCAGAAGUCGAAAUUGACAAACCACAGCUUCUCCCAUGCGUUAAUAAAACCGUUACGGUGUCCAGUUUGCAAUAGAGGAUUCAGCAUGAAGUCAGAGUUAAAAUCUCACAUUUGGACUCACACUGGGGAGAAACGCUAUAAAUGUAGCAUUUGCCUGAAAGGGUUUGAAAAGAGAACUAGAUUUGUGAAACAUCAAUCAAUCCAUCAACGCUGGAGUAGCACCAUGCGUUGUCAUCUAUGCAAUCAGACAUUUUAUGACUUCAACAAACUUGAAACCCACAUUCGACUUCAUGUUGGAAAGAAAACAUUUCAUUGUCUCCUCUGUAACAAACAAUUUUGUCAGAAGUCCAGCCUUGAAGACCAUCUGAGGAAUCACACCAAGACAAGAAAACUGGCCAACCCAUCUUUUCACUUAGCAUCAAAGAUAUUUUUUGAUCCAGGUUAAACAGCUUUGGGUUUUUCCUAGGUUUUAGAAGCAUGUUGGUCUGGGUAAAAAAAAGCUAGAUCUUUGACUGUUCAGUAUUUCUAGAUUUUUGGAAGCAUUGCUAGUCCUUGUCAUUUAAUAAAACAUAUUCUGUGAAUGUUGGGUUUUCUAUGUUUUUUGAAGCAGUUGGUCUGUGCCACAAAAUUGUAUUAUGGACAAUACAUGUUUUUGUAAAGGUUUAUGUCAAGAUAUAUUACAUAACUAAAUAAAAAAGGCAAUAAACUGAAUAGACCUUAGAAGUUAUAAAUAAUUAUAAUAUUAUUUAUAAUUUGUUAACUACUUACAAUAUAAUUAGUCCACAAUAUAAUUGCAAUGCACUGUAAUCUAAAAAUCAGAUACAACUUUAACUAGUAGCUUUUAAAUACAAGUUUGUUAAAAUCUGUUGAAAAAUUAUUCUUUUUAUGUAAUUUUUUAAAAAUAAUUUAAAACCUUUUUUGUGCUUCUAUAAAAUGUAUAUAAAAAUGAUUCUAAAAUUAUAAAUUAUUAUAAAUUAUCUAUCAAUACCUAUAAAUAUCCAAUAUUAAUAUGCCAUAUUGUCAGUUAUAUUAGUUGUUGUUUUUAACUGCCCCCAAAAGGGAGAAAGCUGUUCUUAUUUUUGCAUGUACUGUCUAUUGAUUCACUUUAAAUUUAAAAACCAACAAGAAAUGGUAUUUAAAUUCCAAUUUCAUGACAGUUUGCAACUUUAGGUUGCAAUAAUCUUUUUUUUUUUUUUUAAAUGCACCUAAAAAAAACAUAUAUAUAUUUAUUAUUUCCUAUUAAUAAUACUAGUAUCUACUAAUACAAACCCUUUCACUAACCCCUUUUUUAUGCAAUAAUAGGGCAGACUGUAUUGGGAAAGGGAGAAUGCAUAUUUUAUAUUUUAACAAUCAUGCUUACAACCUAGUCAAAAUAAAUAAAUAAAUACAUAUAUCUGAGUAA